Lactuca saligna is the source of this 549-nucleotide messenger RNA. The record is from the annotation of a GenBank genome assembly. NCBI's taxonomy places the organism in Eukaryota, Viridiplantae, Streptophyta, Magnoliopsida, Asterales, Asteraceae.
AUGGUGAACUGGAGGAUUAGGCAAGAAUGGGAGGAAUACGAUCUCCAAAGCUCAUACGCUGACAAUCCAUGUAUGUUCUCCUAUGGAACCUUUUGGUGUGAACCUUUUGGUGGGACUCCUAUGGAACAAGAUGAACCAAAUAGUGAAAAAGCAGGUGAAUACAGUCAAGCUAGUAAAGACAGUCAUGAUAGUGAUGACACUGAAGAUAGUGAAUACACUCAAGAUAGCGAUUACAUAGUUGAUGAAGAUAAUUUGUUAGAUGAUCCAGAGGUUGAUAUGAAGAACUUUCACCUCAACAUUGACAAAGAGGUGGAGUGGGUUGGAAGUUUUCCUGAUGAUCGAGAUGAAGCAGUAGAAGGUAAUGAAGAAUUAGAGGUUAUAAACACUGAAGAAUUUGUAUCUGCAUCUUCAUUAGAUGAGGGUGAAGCUAGUAAAAAAAGGAAGAAGAUAAGAGAUUUACAAAGAGCACAUAAGAAUGAAGCAGCUGCUGUCAAAGAUCCAUUUUACAUCCACCAGACUUUUAGCACAGCCAAGGAAGUUAAACAAUAA